AAAACCUGCCAUGUGCCGCAUUCCCCUCGCUGCCCUCACCACGUUUAGAGGCGCCUCAAAACCUGCCAUAGGCGCCUCAAAACCUGCCAUGUGCCGCAUUCCCCUCGCUGCCCUCACCACGUUUAGAGGCGCCUCAAAACCUGCCAUGUGCCGCAUUCCCCUCCCUGCCCUCACCACGUUUAGAGGCGCCUCAAAACCUGCCAUGUGCCGCAUUCCCCUCGCUGCCCUCACCACAGGCGCCUCAAAACCUGCCAUGUGCCGCAUUCCCCUCGCUGCCCUCACCACGUUUAGAGGCGCCUCAAAACCUGCCAUGUGCCGCAUUCCCCUCCCUGCCCUCACCACGUUUAGAGGCGCCUCAAAACCUGCCAUGUGCCGCAUUCCCCUCGCUGCCCUCACCACAGGCGCCUCAAAACCUGCCAUGUGCCGCAUUCCCCUCGCUGCCCUCACCACGUUUAGAGGCGCCUCAAAACCUGCCAUGUGCCGCAUUCCCCUCCCUGCCCUCACCACAGGCGCCUCAAAACCUGCCAUGUGCCGCAUUCCCCUCGCUGCCCUCACCACGUUUAGAGGCGCCUCAAAACCUGCCAUGUGCCGCAUUCCCCUCCCUGCCCUCACCACGUUUAGAGGCGCCUCAAAACCUGCCAUGUGCCGCAUUCCCCUCGCUGCCCUCACCACGUUUAGAGGCGCCUCAAAACCUGCCAUAGGCGCCUCAAAACCUGCCAUGUGCCGCAUUCCCCUCGCUGCCCUCACCACGUUUAGAGGCGCCUCAAAACCUGCCAUAGGCGCCUCAAAACCUGCCAUGUGCCGCAUUCCCCUCGCUGCCCUCACCACGUUUAGAGGCGCCUCAAAACCUGCCAUGUGCCGCAUUCCCCUCACUGCCCUCACCACGUUUAGAGGCGCCUCAAAACCUGCCAUGUGCCGCAUUCCCCUCGCUGCCCUCACCACGUUUAGAGGCGCCUCAAAACCUGCCAUGUGCCGCAUUCCCCUCGCUGCCCUCACCACGUUUAGAGGCGCCUCAAAACCUGCCAUGUGCCGCAUUCCCCUCACUGCCCUCACCACGUUUAGAGGCGCCUCAAAACCUGCCAUGUGCCGCAUUCCCCUCGCUGCCCUCACCACGUUUAGAGGCGCCUCAAAACCUGCCAUAGGCGCCUCAAAACCUGCCAUGUGCCGCAUUCCCCUCGCUGCCCUCACCACGUUUAGAGGCGCCUCAAAACCUGCCAUGUGCCGCAUUCCCCUCACUGCCCUCACCACGUUUAGAGGCGCCUCAAAACCUGCCAUGCGCCUCAAAACCUGCCAUGUGCCGCAUUCCCCUCGCUGCCCUCACCACGUUUAGAGGCGCCUCAAAACCUGCCAUGUGCCGCAUUCCCCUCACUGCCCUCACCACGUUUAGAG
Closterium sp. NIES-67 is the source of this 1389-nucleotide messenger RNA. The record is from the annotation of a GenBank genome assembly. Lineage: Eukaryota; Viridiplantae; Streptophyta; Zygnematophyceae; Desmidiales; Closteriaceae.